UGUCACGUGAAAUGUCUUGCAGCAUCAGUUUUUGUUGCAGUUUUCGUGUUUUGAGGAUAAAAGUUCGUCAAAUGAUAAGAGCGUCUACACGGAACUAGAACCCUUUUUACCAUGGACGAGGACGGACUGCCGAUUGUCGGUUCUGGUGUCGAUCUGACGAAGGUUCCAGCGAUUCAGCAGAGAAGAAUCGUGGCUUAUCUGAACCAGUUUAUUGUGCACACCGUCCGGUUCCUCAACAACUUCUCCACAGUGUGUGAGGAGAAGCUUUCCAGCGUCUCUCUUCGUAUCCAGCAGAUCGAGACGACCCUGUGUAUCCUGGAGGCCAAGCUCUCCUCCAUUCCUGGCCUGGAGGACGUCACAGUGGAUGGAGGUGGAAAGUCCAGAGCGGUUCUGAACAAUGGGUCUGUCCCAGCUGCUCAGAACCAGGCGGACGGUCCAGCGGGGGGCAGCCUUCCUGCCCCUGAGCCCGUCCCCAGUGCCCAGGAGCCCGUGACUCAGCUCCAACCCGAGGCAGAAGACUCCAACGUCCUGACUGUGUCCAAGGACCCGCGAUACGCCAGAUACUUGAAAAUGGUUCAAGUGGGUGUCCCGGCGAUGGCGAUCCGGAAUAAGAUGGUCAUGGAAGGCCUGGAUCCAAACCUGCUAGACACGCCUGACGCUCCGGUGCCGGACGGAGGAGCGCAGGCCGUCGAGGACCCAGACGUGGGCGGCGCCAGCUCAGACAGCGAAUCGUCCUUCAGUGACUGAUCCAGGCUCUCGGAAAAAGCUGUGGACUUGAUUGUAAUUUCAGUGUCCGGGAGCCGAAAUGUUCCUGCUGGUUUUUCUGUGAACCUUCAUGUGAUCAUUUAGCUCAGUCAGGAGGUUCACACGAUCAUUGGUCUGUGGUGGUCACAGGAGGUGGAGUCACAUGAUCAACAUUUGAUCCAGAGUCGGGCGAGCUUGUACCGUUUAUCACGUUGAUUCUUCAGAUGUGUCUCAACAAGAUGAUGGUAAAAAAGGUUCUUGCUUUUAUUUCUGAGAAAGUAGCCACUAGGUGGCGUCCUCGCCCUGUAGUCAUGACAUCACAAGUGUGGCAUCCAAACUGGAGAGCAAAGGUGGGUUGGUUCCAGUCCCAGGUGUGAAAGCAGCUGAGGCGCUGGCUCCGCCUCCGACGGUGGGCGUGUCUUGAGAGCUGGGAGACUUUAUGUCCUCCUCUUGUGGACGCUUUCAAAGGCCAUCCCUGCGGUGGCCCCAAAGGGCAAACGACAAACACAAAAGACAAGUACGACUACAAACCAAAAAUCACAUUGACAAAAACAGAAUCGCAAUUACAAAAACAGAAUUGUAAUAACUUGGAUGCAAACCGUAGG
Molecule: messenger RNA, 1349 nt
Organism: Synchiropus splendidus (mandarinfish)
Lineage: Eukaryota; Metazoa; Chordata; Actinopteri; Syngnathiformes; Callionymidae
Gene: washc3
Product: WASH complex subunit 3
Exons: 7
Coding region: 112-747 (211 amino acids)
Biological process (GO): exocytosis; actin filament polymerization
Cellular component (GO): WASH complex
Source: RefSeq, a predicted model, not a curated record